Messenger RNA from Pelobates fuscus (common spadefoot toad), 3311 nucleotides. RefSeq names its product potassium voltage-gated channel subfamily Q member 3 (gene KCNQ3). NCBI's taxonomy places the organism in Eukaryota, Metazoa, Chordata, Amphibia, Anura, Pelobatidae. The record is from RefSeq and is a predicted model, not a curated record. The transcript is spliced from 15 exons. Gene Ontology annotation, cellular component: voltage-gated potassium channel complex; membrane. The coding region runs from base 606 to 3152 and encodes 848 amino acids. Gene Ontology annotation, biological process: potassium ion transmembrane transport. Gene Ontology annotation, molecular function: voltage-gated potassium channel activity.
UCUGUCUGAGCAAGGCGAGUUCCCAGCCUGGCAUCAAUGAAUGAGAGACAGUCCUUCUAGGAGGGGGCUCUCCAUUUAUUAAUCUGUGCUGCCUGCCAGCAAGGCGUCCAUCCUCCAUUGCACAAGUAGGGCUCUGCUUCAAAGAGUCCCCAGAGAGGAGCAGGGGCCAGUGGAGGCAGAUAAAGACACAAGCUGGAGAUGGAGUCCUCCUCACCUCCUCCUGGAGAUGCUGGCCAUGGAAACAGCCCCUAACCAUCUGAGCUUGCACUCCAUCCCUGCUGGAUUCAGGUGGAGGUAAACACCAUUAUGCUAAUGCCUCCAUGUAUGGGAGGUGAUUUCUCCGGCUGCUGUGAGCACACAAUGGGCCACUCCCUAAACCUGAGAUUUGGGACCCAUCGCACAGCCUAGGAGGACAGAGGAGUUGGCUGUGUGCUCUGGUGAAGACAGCCUGCCAGGAUGGUCGCAGCAGAGAGACUGGCCAUGUUCAGUGGGCGGUGAGCAUGCAGGGGGCCCUGAUGAUGGGAAUGUGAUCUCCUGGAUCAUGGCAUUUGGGCUGCUCAGGAAUUCCCUAAACUCACCUUUCAGGAACAGUGAACCAGAAGACAAUGGGGAUAAAAAGCAGACAUUCAGGGGGGCAUGCUGGGGAGGAGCAGGAGGAGAAGAAGAGUGGCCUGGCUGGGGACCUGGAGCCAGCCUCCCUGGGGGCAGGGGUGGAUAAGGAUGGGACCUUGCUGCUGGUGGGAGCUGGGAAGGAAGAUGUCAAACGCAAUCCGCAGGGAAUUGGGCUUUUGGCUAAAACACCUCUGAGCUGUAGCAGGCCUGUCAAAAGGAACAAUGCCAAAUAUAGGAGGAUCCAAACUUUAAUAUAUGAUGCCUUGGAGAGACCUAGAGGAUGGGCACUGCUGUACCAUGCUUUUGUGUUUUUGAUAGUACUUGGAUGUCUGAUUCUAGCCAUUCUUACAACCUUCAGAGAGUACGAGGAUGCGUCUGGGGACUGGUUACUGCUUUUAGAAACGUUUGCCCUCGUCAUUUUUGGAGCAGAAUUUGCCUUAAGGAUUUGGGCCGCUGGUUGCUGCUGUCGUUACAAAGGGUGGAAGGGAAGGCUAAAGUUUGCAAGGAAACCGCUAUGUUUACUUGAUAUCUUUGUCCUGAUUGCUUCUAUACCUGUGGUGGCGGUAGGAAAAAGCCAAGGGAACGUGUUGGCCACAUCUCUGCGUAGUUUGCGAUUCCUUCAAAUUCUACGGAUGCUUCGAAUGGACAGGAGAGGGGGUACAUGGAAGCUUUUAGGGUCAGCCAUUUGUUCACAUAGCAAGGAGCUCAUCACUGCCUGGUAUAUUGGUUUCUUGACACUGAUUCUGUCAUCGUUUCUUGUCUACCUGGUUGAGAAAGAUGUUCCAGAAGUAAACGAACUAGGUGAACCUUCUCCUGAAGAAUUUGAAACGUAUGCCGAUGCUCUGUGGUGGGGAUUGAUUACACUUGCAACAAUCGGUUAUGGAGAUAAAACCCCAAAGACUUGGGAGGGACGUCUCAUUGCUGCUACCUUUUCAUUGAUUGGUGUCUCAUUUUUUGCACUUCCUGCGGGAAUCUUAGGUUCUGGCCUGGCUCUCAAGGUUCAAGAGCAACAUCGUCAAAAACAUUUCGAGAAAAGAAGGAAACCAGCAGCAGAGCUAAUUCAGUCUGCGUGGAGAUAUUACGCCACUAAUUUAGGCAGGAUUGAUCUGACUGCGACAUGGAGAUAUUACGAAACUGUCGUGCAGUUACCAUAUUUUAGGAAAGAGCAAAUUGAUGGAGCUUCUAGUCAAAAAUGGAGUUUAUUGGAUCGGGUCCGACUUUCAAACCCACGAGGAACUAGCCCAAAAUCAAAGACCUUUUCUCCACUGACGAUUGAUGGUGUUGAAGAAAGCCCUUCUAAAGAUGCCAAGAAUAUCGGAUUGACUAACAAGGAGCGUUUUCGGACAGCGUUACGAAUGAAAGCAUAUGCUUUCUGGCAGAGUUCAGAAGAUGCUGGACAAGGUGGAGACCCAAUGGCAGAAACUGGUUACACAAAUGAGUUCCUUGUAGAAGAUUUAAUCCCAACGAUAAAGGCAGCUAUCCACGCAUCUAGAAUUCUGCAAUUUCUUUUACGUAAGAAAAAAUUUAAGGAGACCCUGAGGCCUUAUGAUGUAAAGGAUGUUAUUGAACAGUAUUCAGCGGGUCACCUGGAUAUGCUGUCAAGAAUCAAAUACCUCCAAACAAGGAUAGAUAUGGUCUUUGCUCCGGGUCCUGCCUCCCUUUCUACACCGAAGCAUAAGAAAUCGCAGAAGGGACUGGGAGGACUUGGUGGAGGUUAUGGCUUUCCUUCUCAACAGUCUCCAAGGCACGAACCUUAUGGAUCCAAAGCCUCCGAUAUUGAAGACCAAAGUAUGAUGGGAAAAUUUGUGAAAGUAGAGAGACAGGUGCAAGAUAUGGAAAAGAAAUUGGAUUUCCUUGUUGAUAUGCACAUGCAGCAAUUAGAUCAACUCCAGGUCCAGGUCACGGAAUACUAUCCACUAAGGGAAGCCACAGUAGAAGAAGAAGGUGGAGAAAGUGGAUAUUCUGACAUGGGGAGAUUAAUUUAUAAUUAUACGGAAUCAUGCUCACAUGCAAAUCCUUAUAAUUUAAACCAAGUUUCAUUCAAUAAAAUGAACCAGUACGAAUUCUUUGAAAAUUAUCCUUUUGCUAACCCAAUGCCUUUUACUGGCGAAAACUGUACGAGGACAGCAAUGCAAUCUUUAUCCACCUACACAGAAAGACCAACAGUUUUGCCUAUUCAUACCUUAAUAGACACUCGGGUAAAUUAUCAACAUGAAGGAGAAGCCUCAAGUCCAUAUUCAGAAAGAGUUUCCCCAGUGCAGAGGAGAAGUUGUACAAGGGACAGUGACACCCCGUUGUCCCUUCUCUCUGUUAAUCAUGAUGAACUACAGAGGUCUCCUAGUGGGUUCAGUAUCUCUCAAGAAAAGGAGGAUUUCAGUUUUGGUCCAAAUUGCUCAAGCUGGAUGAGGGAGAAACGGUACUUGGCUGAAGGUGAAACAGACACAGAUACAGACCCUUUUACACCAAGUGGGCCUAUGACUUUGUCUUCAACGGGAGAUGGAAUUUCAGAUUCAGUGUGGACACCUACUAAACCGGUUUAGAUUGAUAAUGGGAUUUCCUUUUCUUACUCUGUAUUUAUUCUUUGUAUAUGUCACUAUACACUUUCCAAAGUUGAAUACUUUACACCAAUGGUUAAAUAUGAUGCAUGUUUAAAAGUGAUAGUCACUGCAUCAUCUCACAUAAUUUUAUAAUUACUUUUU